This is a messenger RNA of Aspergillus tanneri, 666 nucleotides long. Its product is annotated as chromo domain-containing protein. The coding region runs from base 1 to 666 and encodes 221 amino acids. NCBI's taxonomy places the organism in Eukaryota, Fungi, Ascomycota, Eurotiomycetes, Eurotiales, Aspergillaceae. Gene Ontology annotation, biological process: negative regulation of transcription by RNA polymerase II; chromatin organization. The transcript has 7 exons. The record is from RefSeq and is a predicted model, not a curated record. Gene Ontology annotation, molecular function: chromatin binding. Gene Ontology annotation, cellular component: pericentric heterochromatin; nucleus.
AUGCCUCCACCGCUCGGAGACGUUUCCGAUGAUGAGUCGACUGGCGAAUCCAUUCCUUUCAAUAAUGCGGCUAAAGAAAAGGGCGAAGGCAACAAUGUAAAGCCCGAAGAGGACGAUGAGGAUGACGAAGACGAGGAGGGAGUUUAUACGGUUGAGGAAAUCGUCGGCCAUGAUUUUGCAAAGGAUGGCUCCCUUCUGCUCCAAGUGAAGUGGAAGAACUACGACGACCCCGAAGACCAAACUAUGGAGCCAGAAGCGAACCUACUGGAGGGCGCGGAAGAUAUUGUCAAGGAGUAUUUCCGCUCCAUAGGGGGACGACCGCAGAAACAGGGUAGAAAGCGAAAAUCAUUAGGAGCAGCUAAACAGACACUGGAGAAAGCCGAACCCAAGAAGCGAAGAAAGUCGCGAGCCGAUCAAGAUACCGAGGGAGCAGCAAAAAAAGAAAAAGAAGAGGCCGAUGGUGUUGAAUGGAUGCCUAAGUCCAAGAAUUGGGAGAAUGAGGUUGAGCAUGUCGAUACUAUAAUGCGCGAACAGGGGAGUUUGAUUGCUUUCCUCCAGUGGACGAAUGGCAAGAAGUCUAAGGUAUCCAUUGAAACUUGUUAUGAGAAGUGCCCGAAGAAGAUGCUUAAAUUUUAUGAACAGCACCUUGUCUUCAAAGAUACUUGA